Suillus bovinus is the source of this 1071-nucleotide messenger RNA. Its product is annotated as mitochondrial carrier. The record is from RefSeq and is a predicted model, not a curated record. The transcript has 6 exons. The coding region runs from base 1 to 1071 and encodes 356 amino acids. NCBI's taxonomy places the organism in Eukaryota, Fungi, Basidiomycota, Agaricomycetes, Boletales, Suillaceae.
AUGUCUGCCGGGAUUAACGUUACCGAGGAGCAACCUUUGUUGUCCAACUCGAAGCCGCCAAGUUAUGAUAACCCUUCAGACGCAAGUCGCACUCAGGAUGAAGAAGCGCUUACCUUGACAGACGAGACUCCGAGUCUGAAAGAGCCAUGGACCACGAGGCAACUAAUCGUCUAUGGCCUUCUGACAUUGCUAGGAUUGUUUAUAUUGGCCACAUUCAUCAAGGGCUUCAUUGACGCUGAUGAUGUGAAUUUUGACCUUGGCAAAGCAUUGAUGAGUGCGCUAGGAGGAGGGUUAAGUGGUGCUGCGGCUAUGGUGUUGCAGGUCUUGACGCUCAUGCCUCUGCGCACGAUCAUGAAUUACCAGUACAGAUACGGCACAACGAUGACACAAGCUACCAAGAUCUUAUACGCUGAUGGCGGCUGGGUGCGGUAUUACCAAGGCCUUACCGCAGCUCUGGUUCAAGGGCCAGUGUCCCGCUUUGGCGACACCGCUGCCAAUGCAGGCAUUCUCGCACUCCUUCAGAGUAAUUCAUAUAUGAAGACCUUGCCCACGCCUAUAAAGACAGUGUUCGCGAGUGUUGCUGCGGCUUGCUUCCGCAUGAUAUUGACCCCAGUUGACACGAUCAAGACGACAAUGCAGACGCAGGGUAAAGAAGGCAUCGCAUUACUGAGAAUCAGGGUCAAAAAAUACGGCAUUGGCAGCCUGUGGUAUGGCGCUCUCGCGACCGCCGCUGCCACAUUCGUCGGUCACUACCCAUGGUUCGGGACCUAUAACUAUCUCAACGCGGUCCUUCCACUUCCAGCAACUCUGCUACAGAAACUCUUCCGUUCAGCUGUAAUCGGCUUUGCAGCUUCCAUCGCCUCUGACACCAUUUCUAACUCUCUCCGCGUGCUGAAGACCUACCGACAAGUCAAUGCUACCCGAAUUGGAUAUACCGAUGCUGCCCGUGCCGUAAUCGCAGCAGAUGGCCUCAGGGGUUUGUUCGGGCGGGGACUGAAAACCCGUAUCUUGGCCAAUGGCCUCCAAGGAAUCAUGUUUACAAUUCUGUGGAAGUUAUUUUUGGAUUUGUGA